AUGGCUCUGAAGCGCAUUCACAAGGAGCUCCUUGACCUGGCUCGUGACCCCCCUGCCCAGUGUUCAGCAGGACCAGUGGGAGAUGACAUGUUCCAUUGGCAAGCUGCCAUCAUGGGGCCCAAUGACAGUCCCUACCAGGGAGGGGUCUUUUUUCUGUCCAUACAGUUUCCAUCUGAUUAUCCCUUCAAACCACCCAGGAUCACGUUCAUCACCCGAAUUUACCACCCUAAUAUCAACAGAAGCGGAAACAUUAGUCUAGACAUCCUUAGAUUUGAGUGGUCACCAGCGCUGACAAUCUCUAAAGUGCUGUUGUCUAUCUGCUCUAUGUUGUGUGACCCUAAUCCGGAUGAUCCUUUGGUUCCUGAAAUUGCUAAGAUCUAUCUAAAGGACAGGAAAAAGUAUGACAGAGUCGCUCAAGAGUGGACUGAAAAAUAUGCCAUGUGA
Messenger RNA from Marmota monax (woodchuck), 444 nucleotides. RefSeq names its product ubiquitin-conjugating enzyme E2 D2-like. Gene Ontology annotation, molecular function: ubiquitin conjugating enzyme activity. The record is from RefSeq and is a predicted model, not a curated record. The transcript has a single exon. Gene Ontology annotation, biological process: protein K48-linked ubiquitination; ubiquitin-dependent protein catabolic process. Bases 1 to 444 code for a protein of 147 amino acids. Gene Ontology annotation, cellular component: nucleus. NCBI's taxonomy places the organism in Eukaryota, Metazoa, Chordata, Mammalia, Rodentia, Sciuridae.